CGUUUUAAUCACGUGAUAGAGCGCAACUAUAUUUGGGUUCUGAAAUCGAAAGUAGCCCUACGACAAUCCUAUAUAGCCCAACUUUUACCUUAGCCUACAUAAAGUAGGCUACAAUAACUGUGGUGUUACCUUUCAAAGAAAGUGGAGUCGAAAGCACAGCUUACUUCGGCUUUCAGAAACCAGAGGCGAGUCUUACAACGAUGCAGUAUUAUUGGGUUUUACAGCUCGGCCAGGUGCAGUGUGCGUAUUUUCCAUCCUUGUAGAUGAGGUCUACUGAAGCAGACUAAACAAGAAACAAGACUUCAGCUAUGGAAAGAGUAUCUGGGCCUCCCCUGACUCCGGGUCAGUCCAGGUGUGGAGUGUGUGAGCUGCUCCCCAGUGACCCACUGUCCAUCAGUGCCUGUGGACACAGCUUCUGUAGACCCUGCCUCAGCAGCUACUGGGCGGGAACAGGAGGCCCCACCUGCCCCCGCUGUGCAGAUCAACACAGGGCCCAGUUGAAGAUACCAUGUGCAGAUGAUGGACAGGGAUCCAGUGGUCCAGGCCUUAUAGGUGCUCCUGUCAUGAGCUCCAUCGCUACAGCCUCAGAUGGAGGAAGCAUUUGCAACCCCACAUUUGCUGGCUGCCAAAUCUACGGGCCGGUUACAUUCAACAACGAAACACAAUCCACCAGUACGGGAAGAAGGUUGUCUGAGAAAGAACAAGAGGAAGCUCUUUUACAGGAAGUCCGCAUCGACCAUAAAGCCAGGAUGAAAAAACGCUUUGAGUGUAUAUUUGAAGGCAUCGAGACCAAAGCAAAUAAGAAGCUGCUCAACAAGAUUUACACAGAUCUCUAUAUCACAGAGGUAGAAAGUGAAGGCAUUAAUGAUGAACAUGAGGUCUGGCAACUUGAAACUGCAUUCAAGAAGCAGUCGGCCCAGGAUGCACCGAUCAACUGUAACGACAUCUUCAAACCGUUGCCGGGAGAAGAAGGCAACAUUCGAGUCGUGCUGACAAAAGGUGUUGCCGGCAUCGGCAAAACGGUCUCUGUCCAGAAGUUUGUUCUCGAUUGGGCAGAGGGGAGUGCCAAUCAGAACAUCCGCUUCAUGUUUGUGUUCCCUUUCCGAGUGCUGAAUUCCAUCAAAGAGAAGCACAGUCUCCAAAAACUCUUGCUUGGAUUUCACCCCGAGCUUAAGAGCCUGGGUGACACUAAUGAGUACUACGACGACAGCCGAACCAUAUUGAUCUUCGACGGCCUGGACGAAAGCCGCCUGCCACUGAACUUCCAAGGCAACGAAGCUUUCUUCGACGUGAGCAAAGUGGCCUCCAUGGACGAGCUGAUCACAAAUCUCAUUCAAGGCAAUCUGCUUCCCUCAGCCCUGGUGUGGGUUACAUCUCGGCCGGCGGCAACCUGUCUGAUCCCGACCAAGUACGUCGACCAGAUGACCGAAGUCCGCGGUUUCAACGAGGCCCAGAAGGAGGAGUAUUUCCGGAAGAGAUGCGAGGAUGCCACACAGGCCGAGCUCAUCAUUGCACACAUCAAGACGUCUCGAAGUCUCCAGGUCAUGUGUCACAUUCCCGUCUUCUGCUGGAUUGCCGCUACCGUCUUCCAGCAGAUUCUGAAGAGGACAAAGGAGGACAAUGCGGAGAUCCCCAAGACACUGACGCAGAUGUACUCCCACUUUCUCCUCAUCCAGAUGAGCAUCAAGGAUCAGAAGUACCACGGUGGACACGGGGGAACUGACAAGGGGGGGCUUCUUUCAUCACAUGGGGAAGCUGUUCUGAAGCUGGCGAAGCUGGCCUUCAAACAAACAUUGGCGGGGAACGUCAUGUUCUAUGAGGACAACCUGUUGGAGUGCGGCAUCGACGUCAACGAAGCCUCGGUGUACUCAGGGAUGUGCACCGAACUCUUCCGAGAGGAGUCGGUGUUUUACCAGCAGAAAGUCUACUGCUUUGUGCACCUGAGCAUCCAGGAAUUCCUCGCCGCCUUUCACGCCUUCGCCACCCACACCAGCGGGAGCCUCGAGGAGCUCAAGCCUCUACUGCGGGUCCGGGCCUCUAAAGGUCGACCCCAAACGGGCGACGAAUUGUCCCUCGAGCGGUUCCUCAAAGACUCCCUGUACACAGCUUUGAACAGCAGAAAUGGCCACCUGGACCUGUUCCUGAGGUUCCUCCUGGGCGUCACCCUCGAGUCCAACCAGCGGCUUCUCCGGGGGCUGCUGCCGCGUCUGCAGUCGAGCACCGAGACCGUCCGCCACAUGAUCGAGUACAUCAAGGCCUACAAGGGCAAGGGCCUCUCCCCCGAGAGGUGCAUCAACCUCUUCCACUGCUUGAUGGAGAUGAACGACAGCUCCAUGCACAGGGAGAUCCAGGAGUACCUGCAGUUGGAGGGCUCCAGAAAGGCACUCUCAUCCUCCUUUUGCUCCUGCUUGGCCCAUGUGCUCCUCAUGUCCGGGGAGGUGCUGGACGAGGUCGACCUGAGAAAGUACAACACAUCGUCGGAUGAAGGGAGGAGGAGGCUGGUCCCUGUGGUGAAGUGCUGCAGAAGGGCUCUAUUCUCCGCAUGUAACCUCAAUGAGACGUCAUGUGAGGUUAUGGCCUGUGCUCUGCAGUCUGCAGACUGCCACCUAGUGGAGAUGGACCUGCACCGCAACGACCUAAAGGACGCCGGAGCAGAGAGGCUCUUCACAGCCAUGCUGAGUCCUAAUUGUAAGCUGGAGAUUCUGAGAAUCUCGGACUGUAACGUGACUGAGAAGUCCAGCGGGAGUCUGUGUUCCGUCCUCCUGUCUCCUCACUGUCACCUCCGGGUGCUGGACAUGAGCGGCAACCAGUUGAAGGACUCCGGAGCGACGCUGAUCUGCAAAGGGUUAAAGAACCCUCACUGCACACUUGAGAUCCUGAGACUGGAGUGCUGUGGCCUGACUGCGGCGUCCUGCAGGGGCCUGGCCUCCGUGCUCCAGCGUCCCGGUUCCGCUCUGAGGGAGCUUGACCUCACGGACAACGACCUGAGGGACGCAGGGGCCAAGCUUCUGUCCACCGGACUGGGGAAUUCUCACUGCAAACUCCAGAUACUGAAGCUAGUGGGCUGCCUUAUCUCCGAGGAGGGCUGUCUCUUCCUGGCCUCGGCCCUGAAGUCCAACCCUUCUCACCUGCUGGAGCUGGAUCUGAGCUACAACCACCCAGGAAACAGUGGAGCAGAGCUGCUCACAGCCACACCGAUCGAUCCCGGCUCCACACCUCGGGCGGUCAAUGUGGACCAUGGUGCAGCAUGCAGGUUGACAUCUGGACUGCAGAAAUAUGCCUGCAAUCUGACCUUUGACCCAAAUACGGCCCACAGAAAACUCUGCCUCUCGGAGGACAACAGGAGUGUGGCGUGUAACAUGCGGGAGCAGGCCUACCCCGACCACCCGGACCGGUUCAGCACCUGGCAGGUGCUGUGCCGGGAGCCCCUGUCCAGACGCUCCUAUUGGGAGGUCGAGUGGAGCGGCUGGUACGGCGUUGUCAUCGGAGCAUCGUACAAAGUCGAUGCGGGCGACUCGCCGCCAGACGUCACCAACAUCGGCUACAACGACUGGUCGUGGAGCCUGGCCUGCUACGAUAACCGGCCAUCAGAUCAGCUCCUUAUUAUGGCAAACCAGCUCGAUUUUCUGUUCCAUGCUAUGGAUCAUCUGAAGCCCGACCAGCUGAAAAGGUUUAAACUAUACCUGAGCCAUCGGACUCUGGACGACGUCGAGCCCAUACCCAAAGAACGUCUGGGAAACAGCGAUGCCACGGAUGUCAUGGGU
Messenger RNA from Alosa sapidissima (American shad), 3764 nucleotides. Its product is annotated as NACHT, LRR and PYD domains-containing protein 12-like. Gene Ontology annotation, molecular function: metal ion binding; protein binding. The record is from RefSeq and is a predicted model, not a curated record. NCBI's taxonomy places the organism in Eukaryota, Metazoa, Chordata, Actinopteri, Clupeiformes, Clupeidae. The annotation marks the transcript as partial. The transcript has 14 exons.